This is a messenger RNA of Diaporthe citri, 1416 nucleotides long. RefSeq lists its product as uncharacterized. Bases 1 to 1416 code for a protein of 471 amino acids. The transcript has 4 exons. Lineage: Eukaryota; Fungi; Ascomycota; Sordariomycetes; Diaporthales; Diaporthaceae. Gene Ontology annotation, molecular function: succinate-semialdehyde dehydrogenase (NAD+) activity. The record is from RefSeq and is a predicted model, not a curated record.
AUGAACACUCAAGCAAGGCCCGUCUCCGGCAGCCCGGUACCACUUGUCAUUAAUGGCCGUGAUGUGACAACGGAAAGAACAUUCCCAGUGAUCAGCCCCAUCUCGACCAGCGAGAUUUGGACGUGCUCUUCGGCUAGGAGCGAACACCUGGCAGAGGCUGUCUCAUCGGCCCACAACGCCUUCCAAGCUUGGUCGGCCACCAAGCCGAGCACGCGACGAGACAUCUUCCUCCGUGCCGCAGAGGUCAUCGCGGAAAGGAGAGAAGAGCUGGGUGGGUACAUGCAUCAAGAAAUUGGUGCCGAUAAAGCUUAUCAGGAUUUCAUUCUGGGCCUGACCAUCGAGGGCCUGAAGGACACAGCUGGGAAAAUCGCAGGGGCCCUCCAAGGGGAGGUCCCCGUGUCGAACCACGAUGGAAGGCGCGCGGUGAUCUACAAGAGGCCAUAUGGUGUUGUGUUGGGAAUCGGACCUUGGAAUGCUCCGUAUCACCUUGGUUUCCGCGCCGUCACUUUCGCCCUGGCCGCAGGGAACACCACGAUCCUGAAGGGCCCUGAGCUCUCGCCGCGAUGCUACUGGGCAAUAGCCGAUGUCUUUCGACAGGCAGGACUCCCGGACGGAUGCCUAAAUCUGAUAUUCCAUCGGCCGGAAGACGCAGGUCCGGUGACAGAGCAGCUUGUCAAGAAUGUCCACGUGAGAAAGAUCAAUUUUACCGGCAGCUCUCAUGUCGGCAGCAUCAUCGCGGCGCUUGCCGGCAAACAUCUCAAGCCGUGCCUCAUGGAACUUGGCGGAAAGGCGAGCGCUAUUGUCAUGCCGGAUGCCGACCUCGACACGGCCGCCCUGAGCUGUGCUGCUGGCCAGAUCUGUAUGUCUACUGAGCGCAUCCUUGUCCACUCGUCGGUUGCUGCUGCGUUCCAGUCCCUUCUUGGCCGGGCUGUCCGUCGAACAUUCGAAGGCCCCUCGAAUACUCCAAGAGUGAUAACAGCUGGCUCUGCCAAGCGGAAUCGCGCUCUAGUCGCUCAGGCUCUAUCCAAGGGCGGCGAGGUGCUGCAUGGAGGUAGUGACGCUACCCCGGCCAACGGCACCGAAACCAUGAUGCCUCCCGUCAUUCUCACCAAGAUGACAAAAGAAAUGGAUCUAUACCAGUCCGAAUCCUUUGGACCCAGCGUCUCGCUUUUUACGUUUGACACUGAAGACGAGGCCAUAGAACUUGCAAACGACACCCCGUACGGCCUGUCUGCCGCCGUGUUCACUGAGGACCUGAAAUUAGCAUUGCGCGUGGCGGACAGACUGGAGUCUGGAGCAGUGCACAUCAACUCCAUGACUGUACACGAUGAGCUUGCUCUUCCCCAUGGGGGCAUCAAGAAUAGCGGGUUUGGACGUUUCAAUGGGUACCAUGGCCUAGAUGAGUUCUUAUAUUAG